UAAUUGUGGUAUGUUUGAUAGGCGCAGAAAGUGUAUGAAGAGGCUGUGAGUGCUGGAUACACAGCAUUAUUGGCACAGGAAGAUGAACUCUCCUCAGAUGUGCUUCAUAUGGCUCUUGGCAACCUCCCUCCUGGACUAAAGGCUGAGCUUAAACUUUGUCUUGUGAUGGAGUUGAAGGUGCAGACAGAUGGAGGCGUGAGCUUUGUGAUGCCAACAGUUCUUAAUCCUCGCUACUGCCCAUCAGAUGUCCAAGAAGUACAUAAAGCUAACGUGACCCCAGAUGCCGGGGCAAGGCUACUUACUGUACAUAAGACCUACACCAUCAACAUUGAGGGUGAGGUGAGAGGUAGCCAUGAUAUAACAAGGAUCAUCUCCCACACUGAUCCUCUAAAUGUUACCAUCAGUGAAGAUGCCAAAUCUGCUCAGGUGAGUUAUUCUUUGUGUAUUGGGUAUGUGGUUUCUGCUUCCAUAUUUAACCAGACUUUUAGAUAAAGUGUUCAGGAUUAUUUAGGUAAAAAAAUGGUGUGUCUAA
Homarus americanus (American lobster) is the source of this 532-nucleotide messenger RNA. RefSeq names its product von Willebrand factor A domain-containing protein 5A-like. The transcript is spliced from 3 exons. Lineage: Eukaryota; Metazoa; Arthropoda; Malacostraca; Decapoda; Nephropidae. Bases 109 to 492 code for a protein of 127 amino acids. The record is from RefSeq and is a predicted model, not a curated record.